Molecule: messenger RNA, 5226 nt
Organism: Rhineura floridana
Lineage: Eukaryota; Metazoa; Chordata; Lepidosauria; Squamata; Rhineuridae
Gene: PRKD2
Product: protein kinase D2
Exons: 18
Coding region: 914-3541 (875 amino acids)
Biological process (GO): protein phosphorylation
Molecular function (GO): ATP binding; protein serine/threonine kinase activity
Source: RefSeq, a predicted model, not a curated record
CAAAGGCUCGUCACUCCUACAUGCUAAAUACAGCGCCUGGCACAGUGGAGGAGAAGAGUCCCCCCCGUUGCCGCUUAAAACAUGUACUGGAACACUUCUGCAAGGAAAGGGCUUCGGGGGGCGCUCUCUCCUACCCAGAACUGGAGAGCUUUGUAGUGGCCGCAGGACAGAGACUUCUCGUCCUUUGUUGACUUCCGAAAAGAGACGUUAAACCCACCCCGGCCCUACCGCGGAGUAUAAAAGGCUGAGUGGUGCAAUGGAAAUCGAAGAGGUUUGCUACCGCUGCGGGGCGGAGAUCGGCCUGUCUAUAGCGGCGGCGAAAAAUCCAAUGUUUGUGGCUAAUUGCUUUUAAGAGGGGAGAGCCCAGCUUCCAAACUAACCCUUAAACCUUUCUUCCCAGGAUAAGUGGACUGGCCGUCCUCAAGCGGAGACAGAAACUCACUCUCCACAUGCUCAAGGGGCACUCUUCCACACCCGCACUCCCGGCCCGUUCUCCUGGAAGGCAUCCGAGCGCCGAGCGCUGAGCCCGUUUCGCCUGCCGGCGCUAAAGCGGCGAAGUUUGCAGGGACCCGUCCUCCCUCUCCGGCGUUGCCCGGUGCGGCGCCAGACGUUCCGGAUCCACUCCGGAGCGGCGGGGCGGGGUGUCGUGACUUCACCGCCGCUGCUCGCCAUUGGUCCCGCGUCUUGUCACUCAGCGCACUUCCUUCUCGGGGGAAAGAAAGGCGACAGGCGAGAGAGAGAAAGAAAGAGAGCAAUUAAAAAGUUUGUGGGGGCCAGGAGAACGCCGCCGGAGUUGGUUGCGGGCCGCCGUUGGAGACGCCCGCGGCGGGGACUCCCCAAGGCGCGCCGGGCAGCCUACCCCCAUGUGAGACCUUGCCGUUUUGGGGGGUGGCGGCGGAGGGCGAGCUCCGCGAUGGCCUCUCCGACCGCCGGCGGCACCUCCUCAGCCUCUCCAGCCCCGAUGUCCCCCGGCGCAGCCCCUGAGCCGGCUCCGGCAGGCGCCCCACCGGCCGGCGGCGCCCCGCCUUGCCACGGCGUCUCUUUCAACAUCCAGAUCGGGCUGACCCGGGAGUUCGUCCUGCUGCCGGCAUCCUCCGACCUCGCCCACGUCAAGCAACUGGCGUGCUCCAUCGUGGACCAGAAGUUUCCAGAGUGUGGCUUCUAUGGUCUCUACGACAAGAUCUUGCUCUUCAAACAUGACCCGUCAUCGGCCAACAUCCUGCAGCUGGUCCGAGCGGUUGGUGACAUCCAAGAAGGGGACCUGGUUGAGGUGGUGCUCUCCGCCUCAGCUACUUUCGAGGACUUCCGGAUCCGCCCUCACGCCCUCAACGUGCACUCGUACCGCGCUCCGGCUUUCUGCGACCACUGUGGGGAGAUGCUCUUUGGCUUGGUGCGGCAAGGCCUGAAGUGUGACGGUUGUGGGCUGAACUACCACAAGCGCUGUGCCUUCAGCAUCCCCAACAACUGUAGCGGGGCUCGGAAGCGGCACCUCUCUUCCACCUCGCUUGGCAACUCCCAGUCCCUGCGCCUCUCAACCACAGACUCCUUGCCCUCCACUUCUGAUGAUCUGAGUCGGAGCUCCAUAGAGUCCUUUCCCCGCCGGCUAACUUCCUCCUCGUACAUUGGCCGCCCCAUUGAACUGGACAAGCUCUUCUUCUCCAAGGUCAAGGUGCCCCACACCUUCCUCAUCCACUCUUACACCCGCCCAACUGUCUGCCAAUACUGCAAGAAACUCCUCAAAGGUCUCUUCCGCCAAGGCCUCCAGUGCAAAGAUUGCAAGUUCAACUGCCACAAGCGCUGUGCUACUCGGGUGCCCAAUGACUGCCUUGGGGAGACGCUCUUCAACGGUGGCGAUGUGCAGAUGGAGGAAACCAGCGACCUCAGUGAGGCUGAGAAGAACUCGCUCAUGGACGAAUCGGAUGACUCUGGAAUCAUUCCCGGGUCCCAUUCAGAGAAUGAGAUGCAGAUGGGUGAGGACCCCGAUGACAUCAGCAAAUCCCAGGGCUCCGUCGGCUACAUCCCCCUGAUGCGAGUGGUGCAGUCUGUCCGACAGACAACCCGCAAGUCCAGCACGGCUCUGAAGGAAGGCUGGAUGGUUCACUUCAGCAACAAGGACACCCUACGGAAGCGUCAUUACUGGCGUCUGGACAGCAAAUGCCUCACCCUCUUCCAAAACAACACCAGCAGUCGCUACUACAAGGAGAUUCCGCUGUCGGAGAUCUUAGCAGUGGAGCCGGUCCAGGACUUCUCUCUGGUGCCAUCGGGUGCCAACCCUCAUUGCUUUGAAAUUAUCACGGCCAAUGCCACUUACUACGUUGGGGAAAAUGGCAUGCCCAGCAACCACCAGCAUGGGGGAGACGGCCUGGAGCAUGCCAGGGCUUGGGAAAAUGCCCUCCGACAGGCCCUCAUGCCAGUGGUCCUUCAGGGGGCUCCUAGUGCCCAAGGACAGGCCCCUCACAGACAGGCAUCGUUACGAAUCUCUGUGUCCAACAGCCAGAUCCAGGAGAAUGUGGAUAUUGCCACCGUUUACCAGAUCUUCCCAGAUGAAGUCUUGGGCUCUGGGCAGUUUGGCGUAGUCUACGGAGGAAAACACCGGAAGACGGGCCGGGACGUGGCAGUGAAAGUGAUCGACAAGCUCCGCUUCCCCACCAAGCAAGAGAGCCAACUGCGCAACGAGGUUGCCAUCUUGCAGAGCCUGAGGCAUGCUGGGAUUGUAAAUCUGGAGUGCAUGUUCGAGACGCCAGAGAAAGUCUUUGUGGUGAUGGAGAAGCUGCACGGGGACAUGCUGGAAAUGAUCUUGUCAUCGGAGAAGGGUCGGCUCCCCGAGAGACUUACCAAGUUCCUUAUCACACAGAUCCUGGUGGCCCUGCGACAUCUGCAUUUCAAGAACAUUGUGCAUUGUGACCUGAAGCCUGAGAAUGUCCUCCUGGCUUCAGCCGAACCAUUCCCUCAGGUGAAGUUGUGUGACUUUGGCUUUGCACGCAUCAUUGGCGAGAAGUCGUUCCGCCGUUCUGUGGUGGGCACCCCGGCCUACCUGGCACCUGAGGUCCUGCUCAACCAGGGCUACAACCGCUCUCUAGACAUGUGGUCAGUAGGGGUCAUCAUGUAUGUCAGCCUGAGCGGCACCUUCCCUUUUAAUGAGGAUGAAGAUAUCAAUGACCAGAUCCAGAAUGCCGCCUUCAUGUACCCGCCUAACCCUUGGCGCCAGAUCUCAGUCGGAGCCAUUGAUCUGAUCAACAACCUGCUCCAAGUGAAGAUGAGGAAACGCUACAGUGUCGAUAAAUCGCUCAGCCACUCUUGGUUGCAGGAUUACCAAACUUGGCUGGACCUGCGAGAGCUGGAACGCAGGAUGAGGCAGCGUUACAUCACCCACGAAAGUGACGAUGCCCGAUGGGAGCAGUUUGCUGCUGAGCACUGCUUGCCCUAUCCUGACCACUUGCGGGUUCGCCAGCUGAAAGAGGAAGAGGAGGAAGAGGUGGAGGAGGAAGGCCAGAAGGACACUGAGAUGAAGGGCUUGGCCGAGAGGGUCAGUGUGCUCUGAACAUCUCCUGCCGCUGGAGGCUCAAAUGAAGGAUGAACAGACAACUGGACUCUUGCACAGGGCAUCUGUCUGCGCCUCCUAGGGACAGACCUUAUUUUGAAAGAGGUGGCAGCUCCCCCUGCUGGUGGUGCUAGGGAACAUGCUCAGUCUCAGAACUUUGCUCCAGUUCACAUCCCAGGUUUUCUAACUACCCUGUUGGCGAACGAUGGAGGGGAAGGGGCCAGCCACUUCUUCCAUUUAGUCCUUUUGGGGGGCUCUUGUGAAAGGUCGGAGGCUGCUGAAGGAGAGGAAAUGUUGGGGAUGGGGGGUUAUGAGCCACAGGCUGUUCUAGCGCAUGAGGAGGUCACUGCAGUUCUUGACACAGAAGGAAUGUUUUGUAUCUUUUUGGGGACCCCCCCAUCUAUGGAGGUUCUCAGGCAGGUGGUGGUCCACACUGAAAUGAUCUGCCUCUAGUUCUUCCAUUGCUGGGGAGGGGGAUUGAUUUACCAGAUUGGAAUGGGAACGCAUCUCUCCGUUCAGUCUCAAAACUGGUUGUGAAUAUUCCAUGUUAAUUGGAGCAAUUAACCCUCCAUCCUCAGCAACUAAAAGGGGGGGCAGGGACUGGCCCCCAGGCCUCCAGUGCCUUGCUGCCAACCCUCGUUUUGUUCUGCAAACCUGGAUGAUCUUUCUCUCUCCCACCUCCAAUGCCUUUGCCUCUUUCUGCCCCCCCAAUGGCCCGUUGGUUCCAUGUCGGUUUAAAAUGUUACCGUCUGAAGCAGUCCAGAAUGGAAAAAAAAAACUAGUUCCUUGUGCAAGAAACAAAGCCAGCUUUUCUUCCAGAAGCCCAGAGUUAACGGCCAACCUUUGGGCAAGCAUCUUGGCAUCACAGACAUUUGCAACGGCCAGAGGCCAUUCACUAAAAGGGAGACAGGGGGGAGGGGGAAGAGCCAAUGGGGAAACCACAAGGGGAAAAAGGUGGUUGGCUUUCCAAUCAUACACACACUCUCUCUUACUUUUUAAAGAUAUAUAUAUGGGUAGCCUCUUUGUUGAAAUGACAGCCAGUCUGCCAAGGCUCAAGGAGAGCUGAGGAUGGGGCCUGAAAGCCUGAUAAGGUUUUGAAAGAGGGGCGGCAAGGAAAGCAUGUGCAGCUAGCUAGAGCAGUGGCUCUCAACGUUUCUGCCUUCAGGUGACGCUUUUGACGUUUAGCUUUCGGCCAAGCAGUAUUCUGUGUGAUUUGCCGCAGGAUGCGAUGCGUUGACAAAAGGCAGUACAGACAAUUGCAAUGUCUCCUCCCUGCCCUGCCCACCCAGGUACUGGCAGGUCUGGAGCCAUGUCCCCAAACACCCUGUGCUGUUUUCUCCCGGACUUCCCUUCCCCUGUUUUGUAUGGAGGGGGAUAACUACACUUGCCUCAGUUUCCCCAUGAUUUGUGCACGGAGCAUGGAAGGACUUCUUGCAAACUAUUGAAGAGGCAGCCUGUGCCGGAUCGGCAAAGGUAUUCAUUCUGGCUGCCGACAAGGCACGAGAAAUAUCUUUUCCCACCUUGGGGGCAGGAGCAAAGAAUCUGACCUCCCUUGCCUGGACAGCUGCACCAGUGGUCAUUACGUGUGGCCUCAGAUGUCUCUUUUGAAAAGAAACGGGCCAGGAAGGGCAUUCAAAAUUUAUAUUGUAAAUAAAAAUGCAACUGGAGCUCAGCUUUAAACCAAA